AUGAGUAGUUCUUGUGCAUCCUCCGCCGCGGCCGUCGUCGGCCUUUUGUCUGCACCGCGCCCCAGCGCUACUCUGCUACCUCCCUCGCUCGCUCUCCCUGCCACGAUGACAGCCGCCGCCGGCGCCAGAUGGAGGAGGAGGCAGCCGGUCUGCUGCGAAGUGGCGGUCCGAUCGUCGAGCGAUUCGGCGACGUCGUCGGAGCACAGGAUCGGAGCGAGGGUGCGGGUGACGGCGCCGCUGAAGGUGUACCACGUGCCUCGCGUGCCGGAGGUGGAUCUGACGGGGAUGGAAGGGGUGCUGAAGCAGUACGUAGGGUUAUGGAAGGACAAGACCAUCUCCGCCAAUCUGCCUUACAAGGUGGAGUUUCUGAUUGAGGUCCAAGGCCGUAGCUCCCCCGUCAAGUUCUCCGCCCAUCUCCGUGACGACGAGUUCGAGUACCUUGAUUGA
Molecule: messenger RNA, 447 nt
Organism: Linum tenue
Lineage: Eukaryota; Viridiplantae; Streptophyta; Magnoliopsida; Malpighiales; Linaceae
Source: the annotation of a GenBank genome assembly